Messenger RNA from Arabidopsis lyrata subsp. lyrata, 441 nucleotides. RefSeq names its product lupeol synthase 5-like. The record is from RefSeq and is a predicted model, not a curated record. Gene Ontology annotation, cellular component: lipid droplet. Gene Ontology annotation, biological process: triterpenoid biosynthetic process. NCBI's taxonomy places the organism in Eukaryota, Viridiplantae, Streptophyta, Magnoliopsida, Brassicales, Brassicaceae. Gene Ontology annotation, molecular function: beta-amyrin synthase activity. The transcript has 4 exons. Bases 1 to 441 code for a protein of 146 amino acids.
AUGUAUCGCCACAUUUCCAAAGGCGGAUGGACUCUUUCUGAUCAAGAUCAAGGUUGGCAAGUUUCAGAUUGUACAGCUGAAGCUGCUAAGUGUUGCAUGUUGCUUUCCACGAUGCCACCUGAUGUCAUUGGCAAGAAAAUCAAUCUGGAACAACUAUAUGAUUCUGUUAAUCUCAUGCUAUCUCUACAGAGUGAAAAUGGAGGUUUUACUGCAUGGGAACCUGUCCGCGCCUAUAAAUGGUUGGAAUUGAUGAAUCCCACGGAUUUUUUUGCUAAUGCUAUGACCGAGCGUGAAUAUACCGAAUGUACCUCAGCUGUUAUACAAGCUUUGGUUAUAUUCAAACAACUACAUCCGAAUCACAGGAAAAAAGAGAUCAUUAAAUCGAUUGAGAAAGCAGCGCAAUUCAUAGAAAGCAAACAAAUGCCAGAUGGUUCAUGGUAG